Molecule: messenger RNA, 2146 nt
Organism: Harmonia axyridis
Lineage: Eukaryota; Metazoa; Arthropoda; Insecta; Coleoptera; Coccinellidae
Gene: dsh
Product: segment polarity protein dishevelled homolog DVL-3
Exons: 12
Coding region: 99-2012 (637 amino acids)
Biological process (GO): canonical Wnt signaling pathway; intracellular signal transduction
Cellular component (GO): cytosol
Molecular function (GO): frizzled binding
Source: RefSeq, a predicted model, not a curated record
GAUUUUGGGGAAGGGAUAUAAAUUUAGUUGUGCGCCAUGUUGUAGGAAGUGUUGUUUUACUGUCAAAUGAUUGAAAAUUUGCAAUUUUAAUAUUAAAAAUGGAUGAAACGAAAGUGAUUUAUCAUAUAGAUGACGAAGAAACACCAUAUUUAGUGAAAAUACCAAUAUCACCAGAGAAAGUGACCUUAGCAGAUUUCAAAAAUGUGUUGAAUAGGCCGAACUACAAAUUUUUCUUCAAGUCAAUGGACGAUGAUUUUGGGGUUGUGAAGGAAGAAAUUGUUGAUGAUACCGCACAUUUACCAUGUUUCAAUGGUAGAGUUGUUAGUUGGUUGGUUUCGGCUGAAGGUUCAAAUCAAUCAGAUGGGGGAUCACAAUGUACUGAUAGUAUCACACAUCAGUCACCUGAACAAAGACUGCCUCAACCCGCACCUGACUGCACAGAUACAGAAAGUAUAAUAAGCUCAAGACAGGGUAGAAGACAUCACAAAUAUUCGUCCAGAAUCAAUGGACAUCUUCCUAGAGUAUACGAGACUGCCUCUAUUGUAAGUUCUGAUUUAGAAACCACUAGUUUUCAAUCUGAAACGACUGGUAGGCACACAGCCCUAUCAGAAUGUUCAAGUGUGAGUCGUUUACAUGUCGCUGGACGAAAAAGACCUCAAAGAAGAAGAAAGCAGAGAUUACAGGCUAUGUCAAGGACAAGUUCCUAUUCAAGCAUAACAGAUUCGACAAUGUCUCUCAACAUAAUUACUGUAACAUUGAAUAUGGACACUGUAAAUUUCUUGGGUAUAUCUAUAGUGGGACAAAGUAAUAAAGGGGGUGAUGGUGGUAUAUAUGUGGGAUCUAUAAUGAAAGGAGGUGCUGUAGCUUUAGACGGUAGGAUAGAACCUGGUGAUAUGAUAUUGCAAGUGAACGAUGUAAAUUUUGAAAACAUGUCGAAUGAUGAAGCUGUUAGAGUGUUAAGGGAGGUAGUGCAGAAACCAGGGCCCAUAAAAUUAGUAGUAGCAAAGUGUUGGGAUCCCAACCCUAAAGGGUACUUCACCAUUCCCAGGACAGAACCAGUCAGACCCAUAGAUCCUGGUGCGUGGGUUGCUCAUACCGCAGCUGUUCGAGGCGAUCCAGUUGUACGGCCCCCAAGUAGUUCAACAGUUUCAAGUGCAUCAAUCACAAGUACAAUACCAGCGAAUGAACGUGAGUGUCUUCUUGGUCCUGAUUUAGAAGAACCACUAUACAUACACUCUCCAAUGGCUCAAGUGGUACAAGCCAUGCAACGUCCAGACAGUGGUUUAGAAAUACGCGAUCGAAUGUGGCUCAAGAUAACUAUUCCGAACGCCUUCAUCGGAACUGACAUGAUCGAUUGGCUGUUGACGCAUAUCGAGGGUUUCCAUGAGAGGCGGGACGCUAGAAAGUAUGCCUCGCAUCUGCUGAAAGCUGGCUUCAUCAGGCACACCGUUAAUAAGAUCACAUUUUCGGAACAGUGCUACUAUAUCUUUGGUGAUCUAUGUCAAGCAAUGUCCAACCUUAAAAUACAAGACAACGAUUCGGUGGGACCUCUACCCAAUGUGCCGAACUAUAUGCCAUACAGCGGAACAUAUAAUCCAUUGGAAUAUAUGCCGAUGCCAUUUUAUACUGCUAGUGAAAACACUGUUUACGGCUACAACAGGGAGGAGUCAGUUUUGAGUGGAAGCGGGGGAUCGUCGAACGGUUCCGACCCUCUCAAGGACGCCGCUGCGGGCCACAGCAGCGGCACAGACAGUGAUAUAACCUCGCUUGGGCCCAGGAACAAUCCACCGUUACCCUCCGGAAACGGCAACGGCAGUUCAAACGGUUCCGACCAGAGCAGCGGAACAGCCGUUGCUACCCAAUCGAAGGAUAUAGCUGAGGAAAAUACAAGUGGGACAGAAGAAAAUACUCAAAGUUUUCCUUUCAAUCGGAAUUCUCUUAUUCUUCAAAAAGAACUUGAUGUAACAGGAUACCAAUCUGUAGAUAUAUAUUUGUGUUCAGAGAAAUUUUGAAAGGAAAUUUAAAAAUUCCAGUGCAGAACAGGCAAUAUUUGCAUGUAGCAAGUGGAUAUUUAGUAAUCUAGAGCUCUAGAUUAACUUCAAUAUUGUAUAAUUUGUAUACAUUAUUAUUAUACUCUCAUAGAUUU